UGGAGAGGUUAAAGACGCUAUAGAUAUGCUUCCCGAAGUUCAACAUCACUCACGUUCCACGGGCGCACAAUCAGAUUGCUGAUUUUUUGGCUAAGACUGCUAGAUCUUUCCAUAUGGAGUUACAUUUUGUUGGUUGUUUAUUCCGGUUUGGUUACCUAGACCACCUCAAGUUUGAGUAAUAGAAUGUUUUUUUGACGUUAAAAAAAAAAAAAAACGUCCAUAUACACAUUUAAUGGACAGUUUCCGAGACGGGAGAAAUAAUAAAUAAUAAAACGUGAAAAUUUCCAACGAUUAAUAAAAAAGUAGCACACACGAUUGAAGGCUAUGAAAAUUGAGGAUUAAGAUAUAUAUGAAUGUUAAUUUUGUUAUUAAAAUAAAGAACAAAGAGUGUUAAAAAUUUACAAAUAUGCUUAGCUAAUACUUUUUAACCUAUAUUUGCUUACCUAAUUAUUAUCUACUACUAGAUCAAAUAUAUAAACUGUGGAUAAGAAACUGAAAGUUUCAAACGAUUAGAAAGGAAAAUGUUGCACACACGCUAUAACCUAUGGAGAGGAUAAAAUUAUUUAUUGAGUCGAGAUCCAAGACAAACGAUUUUAUAAAAAAAUAUUGAAUAUUUCCAACGAUUAUAAAGGAUUUUAAAACUAUCAAUAAAAGAGAAAAUGGCAUGCACGAUUGGAGGCGGCUAUACACUAUAUAUAAAGAGGAUGAGCCAUUUUAAAGUCGAGAUUGAAAGAGUGAAAAACACAAACUAAACUAUGAAGAUUAAGACAGGAAGACAGGAACCAGCGGGAAACAAGGGAGAACAUGAUGAUCAACCGCUUACUCCAACGGCGCGUUUGUUUACCGCGCCGGAGUUCAACUGCUACAUCACUGCGGUGAUUGGUUUAAAGAGCAAGAUCAAACGAGAUGUGUUUAUCGAAGGAUUAGAGCAAACUUUGCUUAAACAUCCACGUUUCUCCAGCAUACUGAUGAACGACAAUAGCCAAGAACAAAAAUGGGUUCGAACGAAGGUGGUGGCCGAGGAUCACGUCAUCAUUCCCAAAAUCGAACUAGAGAACGCAAACGCAGACGCUUUUCUGGAGAGUUAUGUCUCUGACCUCACUACAAUCCCGUUGGAUACCUCGAAGCCUUUAUGGGAAGUUCACUUAGUUGACUUAAAAACAUCAGACGCUCAAAAUGUCGUCGUUUUAAAGAUUCAUCACUCGGUCGGUGAUGGUAUGUCUCUAAUGUCUCUAGUCCACGCUUGUACGCGAAAAACAUCAAACCACGAAGAGCUCCCGAGUUUACCGAACGAGAACCGGCUGUCAUCAAAAUCAAUGGCCGGUUAUUCCCGGUUAAUAUGGAUGGUUAUGUUGGUUUGGAAUACCCUUUGUGAUGCAUUGAAGUUUAUUGCUACGACAAUGUUUCUUAAGGACACUGACACACCCAUCAAAGGCGAUUUCCGGUUAAGUAAGAGUAAGCGGAUGUGUUUGGUUCAUCGUACCGUAGAUCUUGAAGACAUUAAGCUCAUCAAGAACGCCAUGAAGAUGACCGUCAACGAUGUAUUACUUGGAGUAGCUCAAGCUGCUCUCUCGGAGUACUUAGAAAGAAGAUACGGAGAACACGAAUCUAAAAGGAAUUCAAGUAAUAUGCUUAAAGAAAUAAGGCUAAGGGCAUGUCUGCUUGUAAACAUAAGACCUACUACUGGAGUUCAGGAUCUAGCUAAUAUGAUGGCUAAAGGAUCUAAGUGUAAAUGGGGAAACUGGAUUGGCUAUAUGCUCUUUCCAUUGUCUCUUGCGUUACACGAUGACCCGUUGGAACAUCUUCGACGAGUCAAGUCGAUCAUUCACAGGAAGAAGAACUCGUUAGAAGCUUUGCUAACCUUCACCUCUACUAAAAUCCUAAUAAAAAUGCUUGGAGUUGUGUGGGCGGCUAGUUUAACAAGCAGAACAAUAUCAAACACAACGAUGUCGUUUUCAAACUUGGUGGGUCCUACUGAAGAAGUUAGCUUAUAUGGGCAUCCCAUCACCUACAUAGCCCCGAGUGCUUAUGGACACCCCCACGCUUUGACGAUGCAUUUUCAAAGUUAUAUGAACAAGAUGACUAUUUCUUUAACCGUGGAUCCAACGGCCAUUUGUGAUCCUCAUCAGCUAUGUGACGAUUUGGAGGAAUCUCUAAGAAGCAUCAAAGCUGCUGUCCAAGAAAGAAAUGCUACUCAAUAGUUUGAAAUAUUUUCUUCUGAUUCAGGUCAAGAAAUAAUAAUCAAAACUUGAAAUGAGACAAAGAAACCAUUAGAAAAUUUCUAAAAAUGAAGGCUAUAAAGGGUGCUUUAUCAA
Brassica napus (rape) is the source of this 2315-nucleotide messenger RNA. Its product is annotated as wax ester synthase/diacylglycerol acyltransferase 5-like. Bases 756 to 2201 code for a protein of 481 amino acids. Gene Ontology annotation, molecular function: diacylglycerol O-acyltransferase activity; long-chain-alcohol O-fatty-acyltransferase activity. Gene Ontology annotation, biological process: triglyceride biosynthetic process. Lineage: Eukaryota; Viridiplantae; Streptophyta; Magnoliopsida; Brassicales; Brassicaceae. Gene Ontology annotation, cellular component: plasma membrane. The transcript has 7 exons. The record is from RefSeq and is a predicted model, not a curated record.